AUGCGUAUUUGGAAGAAAAACCAAGCGUUGAUCUGGCAGAAGAGUACGAUCAACUAUCCGAUCAUAUCACUAUCAAAUCAUACUCGAAUGAAAAUACCUGCUAUUAUUCAUCAAACUUGGCGAGAUGAAAAUACCAUUCCAAGCAAUUGGCAACAAGCGUCGAAUACAUGUCGAUCUCUUCACCCCAAUUAUGAAUAUCGUUUCUGGACAGAUGCUGCAGGUCGUCGUUUGAUCGAAAAGGAAUUUCCAUGCUUAUUGUCGACCUACGAUUCGUAUCCGUACGAUAUUCAACGUGCUGAUGUUAUUCGUUUAAUCGUUCUAUAUGUAUUCGGAGGCAUUUAUUUAGAUCUUGAUGUUAUUUGUUUAAAACCUCUCGACCAGUUACGCGAAUAUGAAUUUAUUCUACCGAAAACUAUGCCUGCCGGCCUAUCGAAUGAUGUCAUUAUUGCCCAACCGAAGCACCCGUUCCUAUUGCAACUUCUCAACAAUUUACCAAAAGCUAAUCGAAACUAUCUCACUAAAUAUGCAACAGUCAUGUUUUCAACUGGUCCAAUGUACAUCACCCAUGAAGCAUCUAAUUAUGUGAAUCAUUCUUCAAUUGAUGUUCUCUCGCAAGACCUUUAUGGAAAAUAUACUCACAAUUCCACUCGAUCGCUUUUCAAACAUUUAAAGGCUUCGUCUUGGCACGGUAACGAUGCCGCUCUGGUCAAAUGGAUCUAUCGUCGACGAAUAAUUCUUCUUUUGCUAUUGGCUGUUUCGGUUGCGUCGGCACUUGCCCUUAUCUAUCUCGUUCGUCAUCGUCAUUCAGUUGUGAAUUGCGUGAAAAAAUUCCUUUCUGAGGAAAAAAUCAAAUACGAGGAAAUUUCGUCAAGUUUAUUAUCGGUGUAA
Molecule: messenger RNA, 888 nt
Organism: Adineta ricciae
Lineage: Eukaryota; Metazoa; Rotifera; Eurotatoria; Adinetida; Adinetidae
Source: the annotation of a GenBank genome assembly